Lactuca virosa is the source of this 1991-nucleotide messenger RNA. NCBI's taxonomy places the organism in Eukaryota, Viridiplantae, Streptophyta, Magnoliopsida, Asterales, Asteraceae. The record is from the annotation of a GenBank genome assembly.
AUGAAGAGGGUAUUUAGAAUAUCUGAGAUUACAGCAGCAAAAUCGGAGCUGUUGUGUUGCCACCGUAGAUUUUCUGUACCCAAAUCCCUAACGAAUCAAACUACAAUACCCACGUCGACCCGAUGGUUUUCUACGGAAGAAUCCCACUCUUUAUCAUCCAAAACCAUGUCAGAUUUAUAUGGACAGUUUGCUGAUAAAUGGGCUUACGCUGAGGUGCGAGCUAAAGAAGAAUUGAUUGAAAAAGUGUCUGUAUUCCGAGAUGAAUUGGUGAAGAAUGUGAAAGAUGAAAAUUCAUUUGAAAAUUUGUUGGAAGUUAAGGGGUGGAAGUUAUUCACGAUGUAUUCUAAUGGAGCUGCUUUGCUUGAGCUUCUCAGGUUAUUGGAGUCUAAUCCUCAUUUGGCUAUGAAGGUUUUUAAUUGGAGAAGGGAACGAGAAGAUAGACCCAUGUCAUCAGAAGAGUAUGCAAAAGGCAUCAAAAUAGCAGGCAGAAUGAAAAAUGUCGAUCUUGCCCUUGAAAUUUUCGCAGAAGCUACAACAAAACGGAUCAAAACCACCUCUACUUACAACGCCCUCAUGGGUGUUUACAUGUGGAAUGGCCUAAGUGAAAAAUGUCAAUUAGUUUAUCACGAUUUAAAGCAAGAUACGAUUUGUCAUCCCACAUCAGCUACAUUCAACAUGCUCAUAUCCAUUUUUGGGUAUCGAGUUCUCAUAGAUCAAAUGGAGGCCGUGUUCCAAGAAAUGAAAGAUUCCAAUAUUGCCCCUACUUUGACCACAUAUAAUAAUCUGAUCGCGGGUUAUCUAACCGCAUGGAUGUGGGAAAGUAUGGAGAAUACAUACCGAAUGUUGGAAACCGGGUCGAUCCGACCCGAUCUCGAAACCCGCUUGCUAAUGCUCCGUGGGUAUGCGCAUUCGGGUAAUUUGGAGAAAAUGGAAGAGAUGUAUAAUAUAAUCGGGGGCCCACACAUUCGGGAAAAACAUAUUCCUUUGAUACGAGCUAUGAUAUGUGCAUACUGCAAAAGCAGUAAUAGGAAUCGAGUCAAAAGAAUCGAGGAGCUUAUGAAGAUGAUUCCGGAAAACGAAUAUAGACCAUGGUUGAAUGUUUUGAUUAUACGGGUUUAUGCACAAGAGGAUUUGGUUGACCAAAUGGAUCGGUCAAUAGACGAGGCAUUUGACCGUAACACAAGUGUGAACGCGGUCAAAAUCAUGCAGACUAUCGCAGCGACUUAUAUACGGAAUAACGCGGUUGAAAAUCUGGCGAGGUUUGUGAAACGGGCCGGGGAUUCGGGGUGGAGAAUCUGCCGCUCGCUGUUCCAUGGGUUAUUGUGGAUGUUCGCUUCACAUAAGCGGAUAGAGGAAAUGGAGGAGGUUCUUGUUGAGAUGGAGAGGUUUAAUUAUGGUUGCUCUAAAAGGACUUUUGUUAUAUUGUAUAAGGCUUAUUCCGAGCAAGAGGAAGAUGAAGGGUAUAAACGUAAAUUACAUAGGGUGUUAGGGUUGAUGUGCAAGCAUGGGUAUGGAGUUCCAUCGUGACAACGGAUAAUUUUGACAUUAAUGUAGCAUAUGAAAAAGAAGCCAUUAAGUGAUUUCAUAUUGGUAUUGUUUAAUUUUCUUACUUUUCAUUUAUAAAACUCCUUUUGGAUAAAGUAUAAAGUGUUGUCCGGAUAAACGAUGUUUAAAAUUAUUCAAGAAAAAUGUGGCACACUUAGGGAAAUUUAGGAGAAGAGUAGAUAUGUCAAAUAUGUAAAAAGCUCACUUCCUUUGAUUUUUCUAUUCUUUAAUAAGUCGUUUGUGAAAUAGUCAUGUAUUGUCUAACAGAGUAAGGUACCUUUCAACUGCACGGUUUUAGAUAUUCAUUGGUGAAUAUGAACACCAAACUCACCACAGGUUUUUCAAAAUUCUUUGGUCUCAUAUCUUUUGGGCUUAUUAGCAUCAUUGUCAUUAUACAUGUUAGAAAUCAAACAUUAGCAUUGCACUGUAGAAGUAAAGCAUAGGAG